Messenger RNA from Carassius auratus (goldfish), 1455 nucleotides. Its product is annotated as pro-opiomelanocortin-1-like. Gene Ontology annotation, cellular component: extracellular region. Gene Ontology annotation, biological process: neuropeptide signaling pathway. The coding region runs from base 401 to 1117 and encodes 238 amino acids. NCBI's taxonomy places the organism in Eukaryota, Metazoa, Chordata, Actinopteri, Cypriniformes, Cyprinidae. The transcript has 4 exons. The record is from RefSeq and is a predicted model, not a curated record. Gene Ontology annotation, molecular function: neuropeptide hormone activity.
GGUUCAGCUUGAGCUAAGCACUUAAGAUAUUGCACAUCUGGUCAGUCUGAUCGAUUUGCACACUGCUUGUAUGUUUUUCCGAUUGACAGGGAAUUUGUGAUGUGAAAUUACGUCAUUCCAUCUUAAUUUUCCUGAGUUAACUUUCAUUAAGUUUCUAGGUGCCUCAAAUGAUUUGAGUGACAGAACCGCAGGACUUGAUCCAUAAUUCACCUGCCACUUUCCAUGGAUGUUUUAAUGUGUCAAAAACCGAGCAGAGACCCACCUGAUCAUCUUCCAGCCUUGAGGGGCUGCCACGCACCUGUGAGUAUAUAAGAGAGCAGAGCUCAUUCAGAGAGAGAGAGAUCCAUUCACAUACGCUCGGAAAAAAAGUGCAAAAACGAGAUCAGUGGAGGUGAGCUUGAUGAGAGCUGGAGACCCAAAGAAGAGUCAAAAGAGGAGAUUCAGAGCCAUAAAACCCAUCUAUAAAUUCAGAAAGAUGCUCUGUCCUUCCUGGCUUAUGGUUGCAGCAGUCUUGUGUGUUCACAGUCCGUGUGUAGACGGCCGCUGCUUGGAUCUGAUCGAAUGCAUGGGCCUAAAAACUAAUGAACAAAAAUUGCAGUGCAUCACGCAGUGCAGAUCUGCACAAGAAUCCUCCAAUCAUGGGGAAGCGUCUUCAUCUGAACAGCAGAACAGUGAGGAAGAGAGCCUCAGUUUGGGCCUGCUCUUAUCGGCUCUGUCCCCUGAUUCGAUCGAGCUCCAAGACCCCACUGGAGAAGCCCCUCACAAUGACGACAGGAGGUCCUACUCCAUGGAGCACUUCCGCUGGGGCAAACCCAUGGGCCGCAAACGCCGACCCGUCAAAGUCUUCACCAACAGCGCUCUGGAGGAGGAUUCGGUGGAAAGCGAGCGCAUGGAGCGAGGGCAGAGCGGCACGCUGGACAUUCAGCCGAGGAACGAUGCUAAGAGCAUCGGGAAGUAUCGCAUGACCCAUUUCCGCUGGAACGGCCCACUUAACAAGCGCUAUGGAGGCUUCAUGAGGCUGGAUUCAGAUCAAUCCCACAAGCCCCUGCUCACGCUCAUAAGAAACGUCAUUGUUAAAGACGGACAGCAGUACAGAGAUAAAGAGAGGAAAGAAUAGACAAUAUCUGGUGUUAAAACAUUCAAAUGUGUAACAUUCAACCUUAAUAAAAAGAAAGCUUCCUCUAGACAUUUAAAUACUUGACAGGGCAUGAAACAUUGUCCUAUGAAAGAAAGAAACAAACUCGCCAAAUCACUUCUAUAUUAAAGUCAAUGUAUCUCACAUGACAUUUACAAUUCAUUUAGACACCCGACACCAUAACAAUCACCUCUGGGAUUUAAAAAGAAAGUGUACUCAGAAAUGCCAAGUUCCGUAUUUUCCGGACUAUAAGUCGCACUUUUUUUCAUAGUUUGGCUGGUCCUGUGACUUAUAGUCAGCUGCGACUUAAUUAUCAAAAU